Molecule: messenger RNA, 2783 nt
Organism: Nomascus leucogenys (northern white-cheeked gibbon)
Lineage: Eukaryota; Metazoa; Chordata; Mammalia; Primates; Hylobatidae
Gene: DPPA4
Product: developmental pluripotency associated 4
Biological process (GO): system development
Cellular component (GO): nucleus
Molecular function (GO): chromatin binding
Source: RefSeq, a predicted model, not a curated record
GAGGAGACUUUGCAAACAGCAAUCUUGGGGCAGGGGCCAUUUUGGAAGCAUCUUGCGAGGCUCCGCUUCUUCUACAAGUAUGGAGAAGGCAAAAGGCAAGGAGUGGACCUCCACAGAGAAGUCGAGGGAAGAGGAUCAGCAGGCUUCUAAUCAACCAAAUACAAUUGCUUUGCCAGGAACAUCAGCAAAGAGAACCAAAGAAAAAAUGUCUGUGAAAGGCAAUAAAGUGCUCUGCCCUAAGAAGAAGGCAGAGCACACUGACAACCCCAGACCUCAGAAGAAGAUACCAAUCCCUCCAUUACCCUCUAAACUGCCACCUGUUAAUCUGAUUCACCGGGACAUUCUACGGGCCUGGUGCCAACAAUUGAAGCUGAGCUCCAAAGGCCAGAAAUUGGAUGCAUAUAAGCGCCUGUGUGCCUUUGCCUACCCAAAUCAAAAGGAUUUUCCUAGCACAGCAAAAGAGGCCAAAAUCCGGAAAUCAUUGCAAAAAAAAUUAAAGGUGGAAAAAGGGGAAACGUCCCUGCAAAGUUCUGAGACACAUCCUCCUGAAGUGGCUCUUCCCCCUGCAGGGGGCCCGCCUGCCCUGGAACAUUCCACUGCUCUCCUUGAGGGAGUUAAUACAGUUGUGGUGACAACUUCUGCCCCAGAGGCUUUGCUGGCCUCCUGGGCGAGAAUUUCGGCCAGGGCGAGGACGCCAGAGGCAGUGGAAUCUCCACAAGAGGCCUCUGGUGUCAGAUGGUGUGUGGUCCAUGGGAAAAGUCUCCCUGCAGACACAGAUGGUUGGGUUCACCUGCAGUUUCAUGCUGGUCAAGCCUGGGUUCCAGAAAAGCAAGAAGGGAGAGUGAGUGCACUCUUCUUGCUUCCUGCCUCCAAUUUUCCACCCCCGCACCUUGAAGACAAUAUGUUGUGCCCCAAAUGUGUUCACAGGAACAAGGUCUUAAUAAAAAGCCUCCAAUGGGAAUAGAAUAUCAGGAAAAAGGCCACAUCUAUGGUAAUUAAUGGCAGAAAAGCUGGAGAGUUGGAUUCUGUGGUGUUGCUGACAGGUGAACUCUGGUCCUCUGUACACCUGUUUAUGGGCCAUGCAGACUGGUGGGGUGGCAGAUGUGAGCCUAAGACCCCUAGCAGUGCCUGUUGCUUUGUGAGUGGAGAUAGAGACUCUUACAUUUAAAAAUGGAAAAACAUUUCACAAAUUACCAUAAAUUGUAGUUAAUAUGUAGAAAAACUCAUUCAUACUGCUUUUUUAAAAUAGACGUGACUUCAGCAGCAGCUCUCUUUUGUUGUAUUUUGAGACAGUGUCUCAUUGUUGCCCAGGCUGGAGUGCAGUGGUGCAAUCUCUGCCUCCUGGGUUCAAAUGAUUCUCCUGCCUCAGCCUCCUGAGUAGCUGGGAUUACAGGCACCUGCCACCACACCCAGCUAAUUUUUUGUAUUUUUAGUAGAGAUGCGGUUUCACCAUGUUGGCCAGGCUGGUCUCAAACUCCUGGACUCAAGUGAUCCACCCUUCUCAGCCUCCCAAAAUGCUGGGAUUAUGGGCAUGAGCCCCUGCACCUGACCUUCAACAGCUCUUUUAAGUGAGUUCUUCAGCUGAGCAUUGUGAAGGAGUGAAAUGGUAGUUGGCUCUUGUGCUCAAUUUUUUCUUCCUCUGAACACUGACUACUUUAGGAGCUGCUUCAUUCCAAUUGCUGUUGCAUAAAACGUAAAGUAUUUUAAGGCAAAGAAAGUUUGUUAAUUCUCUCCCUCCCCUAAACACGUGAUUUUUAAUAUUCAAAACAAUAUUUUUCAAAGUUCUCUUAAUAACCUGAGAUUUCUAUGGUUUGACUCCAGGAAAACACAAGGGACUUUGUAUUAUUUCACUUAUAAUUGUUUUAUAUAUUUCUGGUGUUUAAAAUGUUUAAGAUUGCUUCCCACUCAUAAAUACAUAAUAUAUUGAACUUAAAAUGUGUUUAUUAACCGAUUCUCCAUAAAUAAAAAUAAAAAUAAAUUAUUUUACAUAUGUAAAAUAAUUCAUCUGUUGUAUUUAGAGAAAACCAUAUUCAUUACAUGCAAAUUUUAUCGUUAGUGUUCUUAAAAGUAGGAGUAAACCAAAACGUGUGAUUUUUCUUUUGUAUGACUCGUUUGUUAGUUGGUGGUAUGGGUUGGAUCAUUCGUUUUUAAAACUACUUAAGUAUGAUUGACAUACAAAAAGCUGUACAUAUUUAAUGUAUCCUAUUGUGUAAUUUUUGAUUUUUUUUGUGUACUUCCUAAAUUUAUAGUACUGCGAGUCUGGGAACAGAUCUGUCUUUCACUUAUCCUGAUUUAAUGACAGUUACCAACAUUGUUUUGUUAUUACAAGUAGGGGAUCUUUUUUUUUUUUGCCCCUUUAAUGAAGAUACUAAAAAUAAUGCACUGGAAGGAGUGGCAGAGUUGGAAAAUUUGUAACCAUCAUAAUACAGGUGUAAUAGGUUUGGGAAAGAAUCCUCAAAUGUUAAAGCAAGGGAGGAAAGUUUGUUGAGAAGCAAGAUGUUCUUCACUCCUGCCCCCCCAUUGGUUGUUGGUGGUCAGAAUUGUUCAGUGUAAUAAAUAAUAGACAUUUUUUUUCUUAUACUAUGUGUAUUGUUCGUUUUGUUUCCUUUUUAAACUUCUCCCCUACUUUAUUUGGAUGGGUCAAGUUUCUAUCCUGUUUCCUUUCUAUUAAUUUGGAAAUGUCCUUUGCUUUAUGAUGCUGCUUGUAGAUAUCUCCCUGUUUCUAACACAUUUCAAUAAACUUAAAUUUCUCUCUAUACAAAAUAAAUUAAUAAUUGGAGUCU